AUGCACUACUAUAGACUUAUAGUUUUUACUAUUAUUCUCUUUUCUGUGGUCACCUGUUAUGGGGAACAUGUAGCAGACAGUACCGAGCGUCAGCAUGCAGAGUUAAGUAAGGCGGCUCUAUCAAAUGAUAUGCUACAAAUUUACAGUAGCAAACUUUGUAUGGAUAAUUCAAUGCUGACAAUUAACCACCUUCACACAGUCCUUUAUCCAAAAUUAGGAACCUUGGAAUAUAAUAUUGAUGGCAAUGUCACGUUGCAGGAAAAGGUGAUACUGAAAACAGUAAUUUCAGUGUAUGGUCUAGCGAUAAUUAGUCGACAGAUCGAUUUAUGUUCCCUGAAUCAAAAAGGCAUAUGUCCUCUACGUCCUGGUAGAAUUGACAUCAAAGGAACAUAUAAAAUACCGCAGAAUGUCAUUGAAAAAAUCCCCAAACCAAUCUUUGUCAUACCAAAUCUAGAUUUGGAAGUUGACUUUCUGCUAUAUAACCAUGGUGACACUGAGUUGCUCAAAGAAUUGGCGUGUGUACAGGUGCAUGUUACAAAUAAUAAAACAGUAACAAAUGUGUAUGCGUUUUGGAUAACAGCGGCACUAUCAAUUUCUAUUCUUUUAGCAUCCAUUUAUGCACUAUGUUGGGGAUAUACCUUAACAAAUACGUAUCUACUUUUUACUGUUUAUACGUUGUUUGCUCAUAUUCAAGGUACUGCAAUGCUUCGUAUGCUUACGUUGCCUAUAAUAUCUUCAAUGGUUCAGUCGUGGAUAAUCAAUUAUCAAUGGUCUUUAGGAACCAUACCCAGCCGAUAUGUACAAGGAGUUGCUGACUGGUAUGUAUUAGCCACUAGUACAUAUCCUUUCAACCAUAUGGAGGCAGCUUCCUUUAUCAAUCCAGAAAGAUAUAGGUUGAGUAGUGAUGAAACUUUGAAUGUCAAGGCUGAAGAGAUAGAUACCAAUAAAAUUACUCUCAUGGCUUCGGAAACUAUGAAAUAUUUAGGUGCACAUAGAUACGCAUUUAGAGAAGACUUUAUUUCGUCAAAUAUAUUCGUGACAUCAAUCAUAACUCUGGCAUCAUUGAUUGUGGUUACUCUCAUAUUUCUGAAUGCGGUAAUAAUAUCUAUCAAUAUCAUGAUAAAAAUUCCCCAUAAUAGCAAGUUCAAUUACAUUGGAUUUUUAGGGCGAAAUUAUACUCGAAUAAUCAAGGCAAACCUUUUCAGGGUGCUAUUAAUUUUAUUUCCACCAAUAGUACUCAUAUCUGUGUCAGAGUUCAAUUGCAAGAGCUCACCCGCCCUAUUGGUUGAUGCAGUUGUUAUUUUUGCAAUUGCAUUACUUUUAUUAUUAUAUGCUGUCUACCGUUUGUUCAUUCAGGCCAGAAAAUCAAAAAGAACAUAUGGGACAGUCAAGUACUCACUUUUUGUUGAUGACCAGUUCGUAGCUAAAUAUGGUCUUCUUUUCUUACAAUUCAAAUCAAGCUGUUACUGGUGGCUACUUGUCCAAGUUGUUUACGGUUUUGCCAAACCAUUUUCCAUAAGUAUGUCGCUAUUUAAUGGAAAACUCGGAGUGACAGCGUUAUUCGUGACGGAACUCAUUUAUUCCUUAUGUUCAUAUAUUUUCCAGCCAUACAUCAGUCAUCGUAUGAACCAAGUUCACUUCUUGGUGCAUGGUGUUACAGUGUUACAUCUAUUUUUUUUCUUUUUUUUGCUGACGUUAUCCAGACACCUAAAAUCAUAG
Kazachstania africana CBS 2517 is the source of this 1719-nucleotide messenger RNA. Its product is annotated as putative flavin adenine dinucleotide transporter. Lineage: Eukaryota; Fungi; Ascomycota; Saccharomycetes; Saccharomycetales; Saccharomycetaceae. Gene Ontology annotation, biological process: transmembrane transport; fungal-type cell wall biogenesis. The coding region runs from base 1 to 1719 and encodes 572 amino acids. The record is from RefSeq and is a predicted model, not a curated record. The transcript has a single exon.